CAGACUCUUCAACAGACAGAUCCCCUGUUCAACGUUCGUCGAGAUUGCGGUGUCUGCUCCCUGACGGACGGGGGUGCGACGCAACGCACUGGUGGCACUUCGACGCAGUUGAGCCUCUAUCGCGCAGAACAGUCCGUUGGACCACACAAGGCGCCUGAAAAUCUUAUUGAUUAUCAACGCGAUGCGACUUGGCGAUUUCUCCGCAUCGCUCUUCGUUGAUGAUAGUCCUCUGGACGAAUAUGACAUUGUGGCGGAUGAAGGCAGACGGGAGAUUACGUGUUACGUUCCCUCUCAGGCUGGCAAGAAAUUCACCGUUAGAUGGGCCGACUGGACGUGGGAGCAGGGUAUGGACAGCGCUGGAUUUGUCUCGGUGGAUGGGCUUCGGUGCUCGGGCAAGGUUACCAAGAUGCUCAACAGAGGCACGGUCCAGCGCACGGGAUUUGAUGUGGAUGAAAGAACCGUACGCGAUUUUAUGUUUUCUGAUAUCAAAUCGACCGACGACGACGCGCAACUUCACGCGUUGGGACAUGAGAAGCUUGGAGAGAUAUCGCUCGAGAUCUGGCGGGGGAAAGUCAUGGGUACAGCUGCACCUCGUUCGUACGACGAGAAACCCAACGAUAACUGCGUCGUCCACGAGCGGGUCAAGAAAGCGAUGGUGCAUUGUGUGGGCUUUGCCGAGGAAAGAAAGCUCUCAGGCCCAACAAGACGCUCUCGGUUCUGUUUCUUGGGAAAGCACCCCGUUUCACGCUUUGUUUUCAAGUAUAGGCCUUUAGCGGUUCUGCAGGCACAGGGAAUUUCACAGACACCCGUCGCACAGCGCCCUUGCACCGAUGCGAGCAUCGAAUUCCGUCCCAAUAAACGCGUCAGUGUUCGUAUCCGCGCUUUAGAGCCUGCGGUCGCAGAAUUGCAGAAGGGGCAGUCUUCUCAAACGCUUCCUGUGAAGAGGACUUUAGACGAGCGUCCCGAUGAACGCCCCGCGAAACGGAUCAAGCUCAAGUUACCUAGCCAGACCAAUGUAGGAAGUUGUCCUCGGUCGCUGAGGUUUCUUUACCGAAAGGAUUUCAGGGUGAAGGGACAUACCAUGAAGAGGAAAUAGUUUUGUACUUUUAGCAUACGAUCGAUUGAAGUGUACAGACUCAGCUCGUUGACGGGACUCGCUUGUAUCAAUACAACAACGGAGCACACGCACCG
Messenger RNA from Coniophora puteana RWD-64-598 SS2, 1191 nucleotides. RefSeq lists its product as uncharacterized. The transcript is spliced from 6 exons. NCBI's taxonomy places the organism in Eukaryota, Fungi, Basidiomycota, Agaricomycetes, Boletales, Coniophoraceae. The record is from RefSeq and is a predicted model, not a curated record. Bases 182 to 1096 code for a protein of 304 amino acids.